AGACGCCCACCCCCGCGUCUCGGAAGUGCCUGCGCACAGGAUGACUAAGCUAUGCCAGGGUCACCGCUCAUUGGGCCCGGCGGCAAAGGCGCGGUGAUUGGUCGCUGGUUCGGCCCGCCUCGGCGGGCUGUCCGACGCUUCAUAGAGCCGGCUGCAUGGGGAGGCGGAGGCGCCGGGAGGACAGGGCGGCCGGGGCCUUGCCCGAGGCUAUCGCCGCUCUGAGUCGGUCGCUACCAGCUGGGCCCAGCCCUGAGAUAUUCCGCCGCGCCAAGUUCGACCGUCCGGAGGCGGCUCCCGCGCUCUGGCAGCUUCUUUUCCGCGUGCUCUCUCCGCUCGCGACAGACAAAACUGGCGCCACUCUGGUUCCAGAGUUCCAAGUCCGCUUGGUGAAGUCAGUGCUGCGCUCCCAGGGCUAUCCUAGGUCUGUUCUGGCACAACGCUCUGAGGGCAACUCCCAGAGUAGCCGGGAGCUGCUGCUGGCCCUGUCUUGGCUCUUGGCACGAGGACCCCUGCUUGAGCAGCUGCUGGCCCAGAGCCGGGUGCAGCUGGGUGACCAGGUGUCCCUGUUUGAGUCUGUGGUCCUGGCCAGACCUGGCCCUCCUGCGUCCUGUAUGGAAAUAGAAGGUCCUGUGGACCUCCACCAAGUGCAGUGGCUGAUGGGAAAGUUGCGGAUCAGGUGGCGGCAAUUGCUUUCCAGUCAACAGGAGCACUGCUCCCUCCUGAGCAAGAUACACCUGUACACCUGUGGAAGCCACAGUCACCAGCGCUUUAGCCAUCUGUCUGUUGCUGAAACAGAGAUGCUCAGGGACCCAGAUAACACCCAACAGCUACUGCAGGCACUGGAGUGUGAGAAUGUGCGCCUGGAGGCGGCUUUGGAGUGGCGACGCUGUGAGCUGGUCUUCUGGCAGUGGAUGGACACGGUCCUGGGUGCCUGUACCCCAGGGGCUCCUGCAGUGCCUUCACAGCCCUUGACCCUGCCUGUGAUCCCUGAACGUGGGCUUGGUGAGUUGGAGCUGGUAGCAUGGGAGCUGCAAGCCCUGCAGGAGGAGCUUCAGGAGGCAGCUGAGCCCCGUCGCGCUGCCUGGGAGGCCCAGGUUAGCAGCUUAGGCAGGGGGCCAGAGUGGAUUACUGCAAGGAAAACCCUGCAGGAGACUGUGGAACAGGAGCUGACAGCCCUGCAGAGAUCCUGGGAACAAUCCGGAGGCCCUCCCCAGCUCCAGAGGCCCCACCGACUGGUGAGAAGCAAGGAUGGGACACCGGGACCCCAAGACUUGCAGGCGGCAGAAAUGAUCAGGAUGCUGAGGACUCAGGAGGCCAGUCUGGACGGGUCACUGCGCCAACUACAAGAUCAAUGUCAGCAGGAGCUGGCCAGGCUGGCAGGAACCCUGCCUGGCCUUAUUUGGAUCCUGGCUCCUGGACACUAAGGGCCCCUGAAUGUGCCCUUGUGUGAAGGGCCUAACUAGGUAUCAGAGGAGCAGCCUAAGGUGUGGGUGCAGAGCUCCAGGCUAUGUGUUCCCUCCAGACCCUAGGCUUAUAGUUGUAAUGUGGCCAUGGGCUGGUCCCUCUGGGAAGGAAUCUAGAAAUGCAUGGUAGAACCUUCCCUGGGGGACCAGGCUGCUGCCCUCCUCCCUUCUCCCAGUGCCCUUUCAGCCCUGAGCAGGGCUGGCACUACGAUGGAGAGAUAGGCAUGGUCUACAGCACAGAGUAUGUUGGGACCCGGAGAGGCAAGUGUCAGGGAAGCCCAGGCCUCUCCUGAAUGGAACAGCUCUGAACAACUUCCUGUACCCUUCCCUGGACUCUGGCUAUGUCCUUCACUCCAGGCUGAGCAGCAGAGCCCUCCUUUGCUGGGCCAUGGAUGUGCCUGGUGUGCAUGUGUGAGGUGUGGGGGGCAGAUGGGAGCCCUGGGAAGUGAGGGGGAGGGGAAGCAGCAGUGCAGACAGAGGGCCUUUGUUCUGGAGCUUGCUGUGUGAGCUCAGCCCUGACAAAGCUGCCUGUGUUCAGGAUGUACCCAUAUAGCUUGGUGGGAUGGCUUUCUCCCAUCUCAGUUUCUCCCAGCCAGUGGGCACAGGCAGGCCUUGUGGCCUCCAGCCCUGCCUCUCUCUCUAUCCCCAGCUCUAAACACUGACCCAACAUCAGGCAGUGGUGGGACCUACCAGCUCAGUCUCAAGGCCACUUCCAGACUAGGCAUCCUAGGCCCUUUACCAGAACAUUCUCCCAUGGGGUCUUUCUGCUUGCCUGGGUUGUGUGCUGAGUGACAGUCCACAUUUGGUAUGCCAGCUCUGGUACGAGUAGGCACUCUCUAGGAUUGCCCAUCAUGCCGCUGUGCUCCAGCAGCUGUUUCUAACAUGCUGUUGGAUGGAGCCGUGUUAAAUGGCCUCCGUGACCUUCAUGGAUGUAGCCUUGAGAGUUACUGGAGCCUUAGGCAUGCCGCUGCGCUGUGCUGAACUCCUGGCCUGCAGCUCUUCCUCAUGUUGCUUCUGCCUGUGGGUUCCAGUUCUGGUCUAGGGCAUGUGGCCUCCACCACUGCAAAGUUGCCUUUGGGCUUCUGCACCCAGCCCUUCUGCUGUCUUCAGCUCCUUGCCCCUGUGUCAUGAGGGCUCUUGUGCUUUAAUAAGCAAGCCUUGAGCUCCUUGCCUCCGAAAACUGCCCGGACUUGGGAUUCCCAGCAGCCUUCUGGAUAUUUACUUUAAGAAACCCAAAUGCAGACCCAGUGUUAUGGGUAGUCACUUCUCCAUAUGCUCUGCUGCCAGGGUUCCACUUGUUCUAGUCAGAAUCCCAUGUGUGUGUGUGCGUGUGACUCAGGGAGCUGAGGGGCAAUGUGAAGGAAUAUCUUGAGGAUGUAGCUGAGUGGAACACCACUUGACUACUACGUGUGAAGCUCUGGAUUCUAUCCCUGGUACCUUUGGGAGGGGGCAGACCAUGAAGAAAGAUAAUCCAGGGUCUAAUAAAUGAUGUGUCAAAAGA
Jaculus jaculus (lesser Egyptian jerboa) is the source of this 2964-nucleotide messenger RNA. It is a transcript of the gene Tedc1, whose product is annotated as tubulin epsilon and delta complex 1. Lineage: Eukaryota; Metazoa; Chordata; Mammalia; Rodentia; Dipodidae. The record is from RefSeq and is a predicted model, not a curated record. The transcript is spliced from 8 exons. The coding region runs from base 156 to 1424 and encodes 422 amino acids.